Lytechinus variegatus (green sea urchin) is the source of this 16185-nucleotide messenger RNA. RefSeq names its product dynein heavy chain 5, axonemal-like. The transcript is spliced from 82 exons. The record is from RefSeq and is a predicted model, not a curated record. Lineage: Eukaryota; Metazoa; Echinodermata; Echinoidea; Temnopleuroida; Toxopneustidae. Gene Ontology annotation, cellular component: dynein complex. Gene Ontology annotation, molecular function: minus-end-directed microtubule motor activity; dynein intermediate chain binding; dynein light intermediate chain binding. Gene Ontology annotation, biological process: microtubule-based movement. The coding region runs from base 259 to 14259 and encodes 4666 amino acids.
AUUUGCAUAUCAAUUAGGUCUGUCUUCCCGAUACGACGAGCUCGCGAGCUGAGCUACCGGUUUGCAGCGUAACUUGCGCCCGACCGCACAGGCGAAGACUUUGAAGAAUUACCGUCGACUUCUUGCGGCCCUGUGUCAACAAAACAUUAACCUGCGAAACGUAUUGCAUUGGAACUUGUGAUUAACAUUUUCAGAAAAAUAAUGCAUAUUUAUGUGUUAUAUUAGUUAGAGACAGUUUCAUUUUGUGAAUUGUCAACGAUGGCAGAUACAGAACAGGCAGCCACCACUGCCACAGAUGGAGGACCGAGUGAGAAAGAGGCAAAUAAGGCUGAUUCUCCGAAACCCGAUCAAGAAGUUGCACCUCCUUUGAUUAGCACCUCGAAACCAGAGAAAGAUGCAGAAACAAAGCAACAGGAUAAGAAGAAGCCUGGUGCUGCCCCAGCGCGCAGAGGAGCAGGCCCAGCAGGUCAAGGGUCACAGAAGGGUGCUCGUGUUUCCAUAUCACUGCAGCCUGGUGGAGACCUACACGGGCACACUAGUGAUUAUGUCAGAGCCAGACGCCAAUCCAUGGUCAAGAAGAAUGUAGUGAUGUCAUCCGAGGCUAUGAAGGAGAUGGCAAAGCAAGCCAAGGCUAAUAGAGAUGAAAGGAAGACGGCGAUGGACAGCAGACAUGCCUUCAUGUUCUCAAGUCUUGCUGAGGCAUUGAACAUGGAACUAUCUCAAGUGGAGGACUUCUUGCUUGGAGAUGAUAAGUUUGACAUGAUCGGUGAGUUCUUUGCGCAGGAUGGACCACGCAAGCUGAUGUUCUUCUACCAGGAGGCUACGAGUCGAGACACCUUGUAUUCCAGGACAGAUACAUCCAGCGUUAUCACUCAACCAACACAGAAGAAGCUCUUCCUUACCACCGGUACAUCUGAAGGCUUGAAUGGUAUGUGCUAUUUCUUCCUGCGUUCUACCAACAAAGCCAUCACACCGGCUAACAUCGCUGCCGAGGUGAACUUUGGUAUGAUGGACUGUACCAACGGGAAGAUCCUCCAAGGAUUCAAGAUGAUGCUAGAUAAGAUCAUGAUGCCAGCUCUUAAACUCCAGGAGAAUUGGGGUGAGAUCAAGGACGAGAGUCAGGUGUCUGAUUUCUUUGAGCAGCUUGAGAAGUUUGUCGGCAGCCUUGGUACGGCGACCUCUAACAUGGACGGCAGGGUGCAGCUGUGUGAGCAUGAAUACCUAGAGACCAUGCUGGAUUCACUCAAAACGGCUGCAGACUUCACCGCUGCAGCCUCUGUCCCCGAUACUGUUGAGAAGCUGGAGGAGCUGAGUAUGAUGUGGCUGAAGCAGAUUGUCCAGGUAUUGACCGAGAGCGAGCAGAUGCGAAAGGAAGCCGAUGACAUCGGUCCUGCAGCCGAGCUGGAUCACUGGAAGAAACGCAUGUCAAAGUUCAACAGCCUCCUAGAUCAGAUCAAGAGCCCUAGAUGUAAGGCAGUGGUCGGUGUGCUGAUCGCUGCCAAGUCCAAGGUCCUUAAGCAGUGGAAAGAACUGGAUCGUCGCAUCACUGAUGCUGCUAACGAGGCAAAGGAUAAUGUCAAGUAUCUCUACACCCUGGAUAAGUUCUUUGGCCCUCUCGUCAAGUGUGAUCCUAGUGCGAUGAUCGAGCACAUUCCAAGCCUGAUGAAUGCCAUUCGUAUGAUACACAGCAUCUCCCGUUACUACAACACCUCGGAGCGUAUGACCUCACUCUUUGUCAAGGUCACCAACCAGAUGAUCACUACCUGCAAGGCUUAUAUCAAGAGGGAUGUUACCAAGAUCUGGGAUCAUGAGAGGCCUGUAUUGCUGAAGCGCCUGAAUGAUUGCAUCAAACUCAAUGAGGAAUACCAGAAGAGCUUCCACCGUACGAAGGAAAGGCUGAAGGAGACCCCAGAGGAAAGGCAGUUUGAGUUCAGUGAGAACUACAUCUUUGGCAAGUUUGACACGUUCUGUCGCCGCCUGACCCGUAUUGCUGACUUGGUCAAUACCAUGGAGAGCCUGAGUGGACUCGCUGAUGUGAAGAUUGAAGGCAUUGACUCUCUGUACAUCAGGUUCCAGGGGAUUGUAGCCACACACAAGAAGAAGAGCUAUGAUAUCCUGGACCAUCGCAAGGGAGAGUUUGAUCAGGAUUACAUGGAUUUCCGCUCUCAGAUUGAUAGUCUUCACAAUGCCCUGCAGAACUUUGUAGACAGCUGGUUUGAAAAGCCACUGACGACUGAUCAAGCAUUAGUGCUGCUCUCUAAGUUUGAGAAGAUCAAGGGUGCCAACUUAAACCUGAAUGAGAAGUACAUGCGUGUCCUGUCAAAUUAUGGCCGUGACCAGGAGAUGGUACGUAAGCUCUACCAGAAGGGCAAGGAAGAUCCGCCCAUCAUGAGGAACAUCCCUCCGGUAGCAGGCAAGAUCGUCUGGUGCAGACAGCUCUUCAGGAAGAUAGAGCACCCUAUGAGGGCCUUCAAGGCUAAGCCGGAGAUCUUGAAGACAAAUGAAGCCAAGAAGUUGAUCCGUAACUACAACAAGAUGGCUACUGUUCUUCUGGAGUACGAGGUUCUGUACCAUCGUGGCUGGUUCCGUGCGGUAGACAACAUCCGCUCUGGUCUCCAGGCCUCCCUACUAGUACGCCACCCUGAGACAAAGGUCCUGUAUGUGAACUUUGACCCCCAAGUCUUUGAGCUGAUUGCUGAGGCCAAGUACAUGGGAAAGCUAGGCCUUGAGAUUCCUGAAGCUGCAGGAGUACUCGUGUUGAGGGAGACCGAGAUCAAGGGCAACUAUGUUGCUCUGGUUGAGAUGUUGAACGAGUAUGACCGUAUUGUCGGUACCAUCCCAAACAUCCUACUACCCCUGAUGACCCCAUUCCGAGACCGUGUAGAGGAAGCCUUGCAGCCAGGACUGACCAGUCUUAACUGGACUUCUCUCAGUCUUGACCAAUAUAUCAGCAACACCUACAAAGAGAUUCACUUCCUGCAACACCAAACCAAGCAGGUGUGUGAUCUCCUGGAAUGUCGUAUUGAUGAUGUCCUCAAGGACAUGGCCACUACUGCUCUGUGUGACUUGCCUGUGCAUGAACCCACAUCUACCACUGAAUUCCUGGCCUCGACCGAGAGGACAUGCCAGGAGGCUUGUGACCAGCUUACCAGGCAAAGCCAGGCUGUCGAAGCCUCAGUCAAGGACCUCGUGGAGAUCCUGGUUGGCAACCUACGUGAGAAUGAGAAGCAGAACCUUCAGGGGUCCUACCCAUGCCUUCACCCAGACUCUAAGCAUAAGAGAUGCCUGGAGUGCCUGCCUUGCUGCUUCUAUACCAUGCUAGGAAGCUUCAGUCAGCGCAAUACCGACGCGCUCAUCAAGUGUACUCGUCUGUCCCUGGACACCAUCAAGAAACGUCUUCAGAUUGGAACCAACAAGUACACCCGUGGCGCCAGUGAGAACGAGGAGGCCAAGGUACCGCUGUUCCAGGCCGACAUCAUCCUCUCCAUCCCGUCCAUCGUCCUUCAACCCAGCCUGGAUGACAUCCAAUCUACCGUCAACAAGGCCGUCCAGGUUAUCCUCAAGAUGGCCCAGAAUAUCCCGCAGUGGGAACAGACCAUCCUGAGCCAGAAGGCUGCUCUCAAGGCUAUGCUGGGGGAAAGAAAGGAACUCGAGGAAUCCAAAGAUGACAAGGAUGCCGAGAAGGUCACUCUGCUGGCUAUUACCCAGAAGCCUCUUCACAAGGUCAUUGCAGAGCACAAGGACGUCCUGAAGGUCGUCAUUGCUCUCAACAACAUCGUGGGUAACUUCAAGAUUGAGUGUCAAGACAUUCUUAACGAAUUCACUCACUUUGCUGAACUCUGGACUGAGGAUCCGGCCGAGAAGGUCAAGGAGUUCAUGGACACCAAACCACUUAUGUCUGAGAUUGAAUCACAGAUGAGAUACUAUCAGGGAUUUGAGAUCAAGAUUGAGGAGAUUCCAGCCAGCUACAGGGUCGGCUCCGUCAUCUGCCUUACGGAGCGUCUCAAGACUGCCCUCGUUGCUGAAACCAAGGCAUGGAAGGUUGCAUUCGGUCGAGCCCUCAACUCCAAGGCUUCCGCUGACAUGGAGGAGAUCUUUGACUUCAUUGAGGAUCUCCAGAAGCGUCUGUCUCGCCCCAUCAAGGAUCUUGAUGAUGUCCGUGCAGCGAUGGCAGCGUUGACUGAGAUCAGGGAAUCAGAGAUCCGUAUCGACAUGACCAUCUCGCCCAUAGAGGAGUCCUAUGCUCUGCUCAAUAAGUAUGAGCUGAUCUUCUCGGAUGGCAAUGCUGAGAAAGUGGACAGUCUGUCCUACAACUGGAAGAACUUGACCGCACAGUUCAUCCAAGUAGCUGAUCACUUGGUGACCAUCCAGCCCGAGUUCAAGGGUGACCUACUGAGUGGUGUAACAGUCUUCCAACAGGAUGCCACUCUCUUCGUAGAAGAAUAUACAGAGAAGGGUCCCAUGGUCCAAGGUAUUGCACCCAGGGAAGCCAGCGACCGCCUCCAGCUCUUCCAAGCCCGCUUUGACGAACUCUGGGCCAAGUACAUCACCUACUCUGGUGGUGAAGAGCUCUUCGGGCUGCCUGUCACCGAGUACCCUGACUUGCAGCGGAUCAAGAAAGAGUUCAACCUUCUCCAGAAGCUCUAUGGCCUCUACAACGCUGUCAUUGAGAAGGUCAACGGAUACUAUGAUAUCCCUUGGGUCGAUGUGGACAUUGAGAAGAUCAACGGAGAGUUGCAAGACUUCCAAAACAAAUGCCGUAAGUUGCCCAAGGCCCUGAAGGAAUGGCAGGCCUUCAUGGAUUUGAAGAAGAAGAUCGAUGACUUCAGCGAGUGCUGUCCCCUCCUUGAGAUGAUGGCCAACAAGGCGAUGAUGACCCGCCACUGGGAUCGCAUCGCGAACCUCACCGCCCAUACCUUCGAUGUGGAGUCGGAUACAUUCCUUUUGCGCAACAUCAUGACAGCACCCCUCCUCCCAAACAAGGAAGACAUUGAGGAUAUCUGUAUCUCAGCUGUGAAGGAGAAAGACAUCGAAGCCAAGCUGAAGCAGGUCGUUGCUGAGUGGAGUGUCCAGGACUUCCAAUUCGGUAGCUUCAAGACCCGUGGUGAGCUCAUGCUGAAGGGUGAUACUACCGGUGAGAUCAUCUCCAUGAUGGAAGACAGUCUCAUGGUCUUAGCGUCUCUCAUGAGCAACAGGUACAAUGCCCCAUUCAAGCCCGAGAUCCAGAAGUGGGUCCAGCGCCUGUCCAACACCACAGAGAUCAUUGAGAAUUGGAUGCAGGUGCAGAACCUCUGGGUCUACCUGGAAGCUGUGUUUGUGGGUGGUGACAUCGCCAAGCAGCUGCCACAGGAAGCAAAGAGGUUCAGUAACAUUGACAAGUCCUGGGUGAAGAUCAUGCAGCGUGCCCAUGAGAACACCAACGUGGUCGGGUGCUGCGUGGGAGACGACACCCUCUCCCAGCUCCUGCCCCAUCUCCUGGAGCAGCUGGAGAUCUGUCAGAAGUCCCUGACUGGCUACCUGGAGAAGAAGCGUCUGGUCUUCCCCCGGUUCUUCUUCGUGUCCGAUCCCGCCCUUCUUGAGAUCCUUGGUCAGGCUUCCGACUCACAUACCAUCCAGGCUCAUCUUGAAGGUCUGUUUGACAACGUGAAGACGGUCGAUUUCCACGAGAAGAAUUACGAUCAGAUCCUCGCUAUCAGCUCCAGAGAGAAAGAGAAGAUUGACUUGGUAACCCCAGUCAAUGCUCAGGGUAAUGUCGAGGUGUGGUUAGGAGAUUUGCUGAAGACGGUGAAGAAGUCCAUCCACACUGUCAUCAGGACGUCGUACAUCGCUCUCCAGGACAAGGAGAACUUUAACCUGAUAGAGUACGAGAAUACCUACGCAGCCCAGGUUGGUCUGCUUGGUAUUCAGAUGAUCUGGACCAGGGACAGUGAAGAGGCCCUCAAGAAUGCUCGCUCUGAUAGAAAGAUCAUGGCGACGACCAACCAGUACUUCCUUGACAUGCUGAACAUGCUAAUCGACAUGACCACACAAGAACUCACCAAGUACGAAAGAACCAAGUUUGAGACUCUCGUCACCAUCCACGUCCAUCAGAGAGAUAUCUUUGAUGACCUGGUGCGCAUGCAUAUCAAGUCCGUCAAUGACUUUGAAUGGCUGAAGCAAUCUCGAUUCUACUUCAACGAAGACACCGAUGCCUGCAUCAUCUCCAUCACUGAUGUAGAUUUUGCCUACAUGAAUGAACCUGUGGGGUGUACAGACAGAUUGGUGAUCACUCCACUUACUGACAGAUGCUACAUCACUCUAGCACAGGCCUUAGGUAUGAGUAUGGGUGGUGCCCCUGCCGGUCCUGCUGGUACGGGUAAGACCGAGACAACCAAAGACAUGGGAAAGGCCUUGGGCAAGUACGUUGUGGUCUUCAACUGCUCUGAUCAGAUGGACUUCAGAGGAUUGGGCAGAAUCUACAAAGGUCUUGCUCAGUCUGGAUCAUGGGGCUGCUUCGAUGAGUUCAAUCGUAUUGAGCUCCCUGUUCUCUCUGUGGCCGCUCAGCAGAUCUACAUUGUACUCACGUGUAAGAAGGAACGUAAAAAUCAGUUUGUCUUCACUGAUGGUGACAUCGUCGACAUGGACCCAGAGUUUGGUAUCUUCUUGACCAUGAAUCCUGGUUAUGCCGGACGUCAAGAGCUUCCUGAGAACCUGAAGAUCCAGUUCAGGACUGUAGCCAUGAUGGUACCCGAUCGUCAGAUCAUCAUGAGGGUCAAGCUAGCUAGCUGUGGUUUCCAGGGCAAUGUCAUCUUGGCUCGCAAGUUCUACACACUCUACAAGCUCUGCGAGGAACAGCUUACAAAGCAGGUUCAUUAUGACUUUGGUCUUCGUAACAUCCUGUCUGUGCUGCGUACCCUGGGAGCCUUCAAGAGAUCCAACCCACAGGAUAGUGAGAACAUGAUCGUCAUGAGGGUUCUCAGAGACAUGAAUCUAUCCAAACUGGUUGAUGAAGAUGAGCCCUUGUUCUUGUCUCUGAUUGAUGAUCUGUUCCCUGGGAUGACACUAGACAAGGCUGGGUACCCUGAGAUAGAGGCUGCCAUAGAGAAGCAGAUCCGUGAAGCUGGUUUAGUUCACCAUCCCCCAUGGACUCUUAAGCUCAUUCAACUGUUUGAGACUCAACGUGUUCGUCAUGGCAUGAUGACCCUAGGACCCAGCGGUGCAGGUAAGACCAAAUGCAUCCACACCCUCAUGAAAGCUAUGGGUGACUGCGGCGCCCCUCAUAGGGAGAUGAGAAUGAACCCUAAAGCCAUCACUGCUCCUCAGAUGUUUGGUAGGUUGGAUGUAGCCACCAAUGACUGGACUGAUGGUAUCUUCUCUACACUCUGGAGGAAGACACUCAAAGCUAAGAAGGGUGAGCACAUCUGGAUUGUUCUUGAUGGACCUGUGGAUGCUAUCUGGAUUGAAAACCUCAACUCCGUGCUCGAUGACAACAAGACCUUGACCUUGGCCAACGGUGAUCGUAUCCCUAUGUCACCCAACUGUAAGGUCAUCUUUGAACCUCACAACAUUGACAACGCCUCUCCAGCCACCGUGUCCAGGAACGGUAUGGUCUACAUGAGCUCGUCCAUCAUGGAUUGGCAACCUAUACUGCAGGGUUGGUUGUUCACCAGACCAGCUACACAGCAGGAACUAUUGAUGUCUCUCUUUGAGUCUACCUACAAGGAUCUUUAUCUCUAUGUCAUUCAGAGUCUUGUACCCAAGAUGGAGGUGCUGGAGUGUAUGUACGUGAGGCAGACGAUUGAUCUUCUAUCUGGUCUGAUUCCCGGAGAGGAUUCUAACCCAUCUAGAGAGCAUCUGGAGAGACUCUAUAUCUUCUGUCUGAUGUGGUCUCUGGGAGCACUCCUUGAACUUGAUGAUAGAAAGAAGAUGGAAGCUUGGUUGGUUGAGAGAGGUGGACUCCUGCUACCAAAAACUGAACCUGGUCAAACUAUCUUUGAGUUUGUGGUCAGAGAUGAUGGUCAGUGGGAGCAUUGGUCUGAUAGGGUGCCCGAGUACAUCUAUCCCACCGACUCCACACCAGAGUAUUCCUCAAUCUUGGUUCCUAAUGUUGACAAUGUGUGCACAGAUUACCUGAUCCAUACCAUCGCCAAGCAGGAGAAAGCAGUGCUUCUUAUUGGUGAGCAGGGUACAGCUAAGACUGUGGUCAUCAAGGGAUACUCCAGCAAGUACGACCCUGAACACCAUCUCUUCAAGAGUCUUAACUUCUCCUCUGCCACCACACCUAACAUGUUCCAGAGAACCAUUGAGAGCUAUGUUGACAAGCGUGUGGGUACAACGUAUGGACCACCAGCUGGUAAGAAGAUGACAGUGUUUGUUGAUGACGUCAACAUGCCAGUCAUCAAUGAAUGGGGAGAUCAGAUCACCAAUGAGAUUGUCCGUCAGUUGAUGGGCACCAAGGGUUUCUACAGUCUUGAGAAGCCCGGUGAGUUCACCAGCAUCGUCGACAUCCAGUUCCUAGCCGCUAUGAUCCAGCCUGGAGGAGGCCGUAAUGAUAUCCCGCAGCGCCUCAAAAGACAGUACAACAUCUUCAACUGUACCCUGCCGUCCAACAACUCCAUCGACAAGAUCUUCAGCACUGUCGGAACUGGGCACUACUGCAAGGAGCGUGAGUUCAAUGCUGAAGUCUGUCAGCUAGCCGCCAGUCUCGUCUCCUGCACCAGGAAGUUAUGGCAGCGUACGAAGAUCAAGAUGUUGCCCACCCCUGCCAAGUUCCAUUACAUCUUCAACCUUCGUGAUCUCAGUAGAAUCUGGGAGGGUAUGUUGAACAGUGAUGCUGAAGUGAUCAGUAACACGGCAGUCCUACUUGGUCUAUGGAAGCACGAAUGCACCCGUGUGAUUGCUGAUAGAUUCGUCAGUCAGGAAGACAAGGAUUGGUUUGAAAAGACCAUCAAACACACAAUUGAAGAAGACCUAGGAACGUCCUUUGCAGAGCAGCUCCCCAAAGAACCAUUGUUUGUUGACUUCUUGCGUGAUGCUCCAGAAAUCACAGGUGAAGAGCCCGAUGAUGCUGACCUUGACGCUCCUAAGAUCUAUGAACCCAUCCCCAGCCUUGAAGCAUUGGCCGAUAGACUUACCACAUUCCAAGACAUGUACAAUGAGACUGUCCGUGGUGCCAAGAUGGACUUGGUGUUCUUCAAGGAUGCCAUGUGCCAUCUGCUGAAGAUAUCCCGUGUGAUCCGGACCAAGAGAGGUAACGCUCUCCUGGUGGGUGUGGGUGGCUCUGGUAAGCAGAGCUUGACCAAGCUGGCUUCGUUCAUCGCUGGAUACAAGAGUUUCCAGAUUACUCUCAGCAGGUCAUACAACGUGACCAACUUGAUGGAAGAUUUGAAGUACUUGUACCGUGUGGCCGGACAGCAAGGCCAGGGUAUCACAUUCAUCUUUACUGAUAACGAGAUCAAGGAUGAAGCAUUCUUAGAAUACAUGAACAAUGUCAUUGCAUCAGGAGAGGUGUCCAACCUCUUUGCCCGUGAUGAAAUUGACGAGAUCACCGGAGAGCUCAUUUCCGUCAUGAAGAAGGAGUAUCCAAGACGACCACCGACCAAUGAGAAUCUCUACGAUUACUUCCUGAUGCGUGUGAGAAACAACCUCCACGUUGUCCUCUGCUUCUCACCGGUCGGUGAGAAAUUCCGCAACCGCUCCUUGAAAUUCCCUGGUUUAUUCUCUGGCUGUACCAUGGAUUGGUUCAGCCGUUGGCCCAAGGAUGCUCUCAUCGCUGUGGCCCAACAUUUCCUUGCUUCAUUUCCCAUUGUUUGCUCCGAUAAUGUCAAGAAGAGUGUUGUCAACACCAUGGGUGUGUUCCAGGAUCUGGUGGCCGAGACUUGUGUAGAUUACUUUCAACGUUUCCGUCGCCAGACCCACGUGACACCCAAGUCAUACCUGUCCUUCAUCGAUGGUUACAAGAAGAUCUAUUCUGAGAAAAAAGCUGCCAUUGGCAUGCUUGCCGACAGAAUGAAGACUGGAUUGGAUAAGCUGGUGGAAGCGACUGCAUCUGUGAACGAACUGAGCAAGGAGCUUGCCGUGAAGGAGAAGGAGCUGGCCGUAGCCUCCAAGAAGGCUGAUGCUGUGCUGGCCGAAGUGACCGUCAGUGCUCAAGCCGCUGAGAAGGUCAAGGCACAGGUCCAGAAGGUCAAGGACAAAGCCCAGGCUAUUGUAGAUGAAAUCAAUGUUGACAAGCAAGCUGCAGAGACCAAGCUAGAUGCUGCUAAGCCAGCCUUAGCUCAGGCAGAGGCUUCCCUCAACACCAUCAAACCAGCUCACAUCUCCACCGUCCGUAAGCUGGCCAAACCGCCCCAUCUCAUCAUGCGUAUCAUGGAUUGUGUGCUGCUUCUCUUCCAGCGUCGUCUUGAACCCUGCCAGCUGGAUCCUGAGAGGCCGUGCCCCAAACCAUCUUGGGGAGAUGCUUUGCGUCUCAUGGGUAGCUCUUCCUUCCUCCAGACCCUGAUGAACUUCCCGAAGGACACCAUCAAUGAGGAGACAGUAGAGCUCCUGCAGCCGUACCUGUUGAUGGAAGACUACAACCUUGAGACCGCUAAGCGAGUCUGUGGUGAUGUCGCCGGUCUCUGCUCCUGGACUGAAGCUAUGGCAUUCUUCUAUGGCAUCAACAAGGAGGUUCUUCCACUCAAGGCUAACUUGGUUGUCCAGGAAGCUCGGCUGACCAAAGCCAAUGCAUCGCUGGCAGAAGCCCAAGCACAGCUGGACGAGAAGCAGAGAGAACUGGACCUUGUACAGGCCAAGUUUGAUGCAGCCAUGGGAGAGAAACAGGCUCUCCUGGACGACGCUGAGAGCUGUCGUCGUAAGAUGAACAAUGCCACUGCUCUGAUCAGUGGUCUAGGAGGUGAGAGGGUCCGCUGGACGGAAGCCAGCAAGAGAUUUGAAGAUCAAAUCAACAGGUUGGUAGGUGAUGUAUUGCUUGGUACUGGUUUCCUUUCGUACUCCGGUCCAUUCAAUCAGGAGUUUAGAAAUCUCCUCAUCAGGAAUUGGAAGAGAGAGAUGGCUUCCAACAAGAUCCCGUACAGCGAUGAGCUGAACCUGACAGCUCUUCUGGUUGAUUCUACCACCAUUGGAGAAUGGAACCUUCAAGGCCUCCCCAACGACGAGCUCUCUAUCCAGAACGGUAUCAUCGUCACCAAGGCAUCAAGGUUCCCACUCCUGAUUGAUCCGCAAGGUCAGGGCAAGGCAUGGAUCAGGGAGAAAGAGAAGAGCAAUGAACUACAGAUGACCUCUCUGAAUCACAAGUACUUCAGAACUCAUCUUGAGGAUUCCCUGUCUCUUGGACGUCCACUCCUCAUCGAGGAUGUAGGUGAGGAGCUGGAUCCUGCCCUGGACAACGUCCUGGAGAAGAACUUCAUCAAAUCUGGUUCCACUUACAAGGUGAAAGUUGGAGACAAGGAAUGCGAUGUCGAUAGUAAAUUCAUCAUGUACAUUACCACCAAGCUCGCCAACCCAGCCUACACCCCCGAGAUCAGCGCAAGGACAUCUAUCAUCGAUUUCACUGUCACCAUGAAGGGUCUUGAAGAUCAGCUUCUUGGUAUCGUCAUCCUCACUGAGAAACAGGAACUUGAGGCCGAACGCACCAAGCUGAUGGAGGAGGUCACCGCUAACAAGCGUAAGAUGCAGGAGCUUGAGGAUAACCUUCUCUACCGUCUGACAAGUACCGAAGGUUCCCUGGUGGAGGAUGAGAGUCUCAUCGAGGUGCUCAGGGUUACCAAGAUCACCGCAGAGGAAGUCAGUGAGAAGCUGACCAUCGCUGCCGAGACCGAGCUCCGCAUCAACACUGCUCGUGAAGAGUUCCGACCCGUUGCGACCCGUGGUAGUACCCUAUACUUCUUGAUCACCGAGAUGAGUAUGGUUAAUGUCAUGUAUCAGACGUCUCUGAAACAGUUCCUUGGACUCUUUGAUCUCUCCAUGGCCAGGUCCCAGAAGAGUCCAAUCACUGCCAAGCGUAUCGCUAACAUCAUUGACUUCAUGACGUAUGAGGUCUUCAAGUACACAGCCCGCGGUCUCUACGAGAAUCACAAGUUCCUCUUCACACUGCUCCUAACCUUGAAGAUUGACAUGCAGCUUGGCAAGGUCAAACACGAUGAGUUCCAGACUUUCAUCAAGGGUGGAGCCGCUUUGGAUCUCAACACAGUGGAUGCCAAGCCCAAGAAGUGGAUCCUGGACACCACCUGGCUUAAUCUUGUCCAGCUCAGCAAGCUCCCUCAGUUUACCCAGCUGUUGGGACAGGUCAGUCGCAACGACAAGGCCUGGAAGAACUGGUUUGAUGAAGACGCUCCGGAGGAAGCCACCAUACCCGAUGGCUACUCCACAUCUUUGGACGUCUACAGGAAGCUGCUCUUGGUGAGGUCCUGGUGUCCAGACAGAGCCAUCCCUCAGGCUAGGAAGUACAUCGCUGAUUCUAUCGGUGUCAGGUAUGCUGAGGGUGUUAUCUUGAACCUUGAGACAAUGUGGGAAGAGAGCGAGAAAAAGGUUCCUCUGAUCUGUUUCCUGUCUAUGGGAUCAGAUCCUACAGCUUCCAUUGAAUCUCUGGCUAAGAAGAUGAACCUACGUUGCCGUGCUAUCAGCAUGGGUCAAGGCCAAGAGGUCCAUGCCAGACGUCUUCUGAGUUCCUUCCAGGCAGAGGGCGGUUGGGUGCUCCUACAGAACUGCCAUCUUGGUCUAGGAUUCAUGGAUGAACUCCUUGAAACCGUGACAACCACUGAGCCAUGUCACGAUAGCUUCCGUCUAUGGAUCACCACUGAGGUUCAUCCCAAGUUCCCUAUCAACCUCCUUCAGUCUGGUAUCAAGUUCACCAAUGAACCUCCUCAAGGAAUCAAGGCUGGUCUCAAGAGAACCUAUGCUGGUGUCAGUCAGGAGCAACUUGAGAUCUCCAACCUACCCCAAUGGAAACCAGUGCUCUAUGGUGUUGCCUUCCUGCAUACAACGGUGCAGGAGAGACGUAAGUUUGGUCCUCUAGGUUGGAACAUCCCCUAUGAGUUCAACCAAGCUGACUUCACAGCCAGUGUGCAGUUCGUCAACAACCAUCUUGAUGAUCUGGAUCCCAAGAAGGGUAUCUCCUGGAACACGGUACGCUACAUGUUUGGUGAGGUGCAGUAUGGAGGCCGUGUGACUGAUGAUUACGACAAACGUCUUCUCAACACCUACUGCAAAGUAUGGUUCUCUGAGGACAUGUUCAGUGAUAAGUUCAAGUUCUAUACUGGUUACACCAUCCCUAAGUGCCGUACCGUAGAGGAAUACCGUACUGCCAUCGAUAGUCUGCCGUUGACUGAUUCACCUGAGGCAUUUGGACUUCAUCCUAAUGCUGACAUCACCUUCUCUACCAACAUGGCUACUGAGGUUCUGGAGACCAUUCUGAACAUCCAGCCCAAGGACAGUGGCGGUGGGGGAGGAGAGACGCGUGAAGCAACCGUCUACAAGAUCUGCGAUGACAUGUUGUCCAAGCUACCGGACGACUUCAUUCCUCAUGAGGUCAAAGCCCGCCUCCAGAAGAUGGGCCACCUCCAGCCCCUGAACAUCUUCCUGCGACAGGAGAUAGAUCGCAUGCAGCGUGUCAUCUCGACGGUGCGCAUCACCCUCCAGGAUCUCAAGCUAGCCAUCGAUGGUACCAUCAUCAUGAGUGAGAACCUGAGGGACGCCCUGGACAAUAUGUUUGAUGCUAGGGUACCAGGCUCUUGGAAGAAGAUCUCUUGGGAUUCUAUGACGUUGGGUUUCUGGUUCACCGAGCUGAUUGAUCGUCAUGCUCAGUUCCAUGCUUGGUGUUUUGAUGGACGUCCGAAUGUCUUCUGGAUGACUGGUUUCUUCAAUCCACAGGGUUUCUUGACUGCUAUGAGACAGGAGAUCACCCGAGCUCACAAGGGAUGGGCUCUUGAUAGCGUGGUCCUUCACAAUGACAUGACAAGAUAUCUCAAGGAAGAUAUCUCAUCCCCACCAGCUGAAGGUGUAUACAUCCACGGACUGUUCCUUGACGGUGCUGGAUGGGACAGACGUAACUGCAAACUGAUCGAGCCCCCUCCCAAGGUCCUCUUCACCCCCCUCCCGGUCUGCCACGUCUACGCCAUCAACACCCUCGGGGGCAAGGACCCCAGGCUCUACGAGUGCCCCGUCUACAAGAAACCCAGACGUACCGACCUCACCUACAUCUUCCCGCUGUACCUGAAGACCGUGCAGCACCCUGAUCAUUGGAUCCUGAGGGGUGUGGCCCUGCUCUGUGAUACCAAGUAGACAGGGGUCAAAGGUCAUGAGGGGUUAAAGGUUAUUGAAGGGUCAACAUCAGAUGGAUGUAUAAAGCUUCUCAAUGUGCUGUGCACGUUAUUGGAGUUGACAUACAGUUAUGGAUAUUUCGAGUUAUACAUAAAGUUUGAUUUCUGUAAUGACUUAAUGCUCAAACUAGAAAUGAUAAGAUUUGUGAGUAUAACAAAAAAAAAUGAAAAAAAAAUCAGACAUUUAACCAGAAUUCAAUCUGAGAGUGAUUGCAUAGCAAUAACAGAAUUAAAUAUAGUACUGUCAUUAUUUUCCCGGUUUUUAAUCCAGGUCCACUGGCUCAUUGUUACUGUUACACUUUACACAAAAUGGCGAAUGCGUGAAACUUUUCAGACUUUUCAAAUCUCAUUUCAUACAAGUAUUCAGCUUUUUUAAAUUGUACAGGGUACAGCUUAUGUUUUGUUCUCCAUUUUGUGAAGUGCCAUAUUUAGAUUACAAUCUUUCACUUUUAAACAUGAUAUGAACUGAAUGACAAAGAGGAUUCAUAAUAUCUUGCUAUAGUAUAUUUUAUUGGAUCAUAUAUGGGAUAUAUGGGCGAUUUUACAAGUAUGGGUUAUUUUUUAUUAACAAGUUAAUAAAUGUUCACAUAUAUUUACAAUGUACAAUUGGUAUAGUCCAUUGCUAUGACCUACAUAACAUUUCAUCAUACUAUUAUCACCAUUACUUCUCACACUGCAUUUUAAAGAAUUAAAUUUCUAUUUACAGUAAGAAGUCUAUGUUUUUCCUUAACUGAAAUAAGAAACCAUUCCCAGUUUCUUUCAUGAUAUGAAUACAUUGCAGCUGACAAGGCUAUUCAAAUAAACUAGAUCUGGGGCCCGAAACACAAAGCUUAGCAAUGAUCGUAGAACCUUUUUCUAUGAUUGAUUCCAUUGACUACAAUGUACAACCAAUUGUGAAAAUCAAGCGUAUGAUCGAUCAAUCGCUAACCUUUGUGUCACGGGACCCUGAUGACAUUUAAGUUAUCAGCAAUAAUCAAUUUAUUUGACAAUGAUUGUACUUUGCAAGGCGAUAAUCCAUCAGCAAUUCAACAUCACAAUGCUUUCUAACUUCUACUAUAUAUUACAUUUAUAUACAUGCUGUAUAUUGUGCCUUGGUUGAAACACAUGUAUUAUGUACUACUUUAUUUUACAGCAGUUUGAUAUAUCGUUUGCAGAUAAUCUGGUAUGCAGUGAUGCAUAAACACGUGUUUGGAUACGAGUCUGAUAUUCGGAGUGAUGUUGCACUGUUUAUCCACUUUGAAGACGGUUCCAUACUUCAUAUUUUAAUCAUUUGAGAGAGUUUCCUCCGUGUCAUGAGUUCCAAUUCAUGGGAGGCUUGGUGUUCAUUGAAUGAAUUUGGAGAAUUUAUUUGAAAAGAAUUUAGCUCGCAAUACUUUUGAAAGCCUACCUUGUCAAGCUAUUGAAAUAUGAAAAAUACGUGUUACCAGUUUACAACCGAAAUUCCUGUUUAUCCCAUGGCAUUUCUUUGAUGACAUGCAUGGCUUGAAAUAAACAUACUCAUCGGGAAUGUAAUACUAAGACACUUAAAUCUAAAUCUGCUAAAUCGGUGUCAGUAUGCUGUGCUUGAAAGUCAGCAUCACAUGAGCUCAUGCAUGCUUCAUACGUGCAUAAGUCAGAAUAUGAUGUCAAUAUCACAGGUGCUAUAACCAAUUUAAACGAUUCCGUCCAGUCUUUCUACUCAUUCUGCUUCCAUGAUACUCAUAAAAAAUGUUUAUUCCGUCCAAUGUUGAUAUCAGCUUGCAGUGUGUGAGAAUUUGACAAGAUCGAUGAUAGCUUCAAAAGUAUGACAUGAUGAUUAUAACUGUAUAAAUAUGACAUUUGUAGAAGUAUGAAUUGAAUGUGAAACUAUCUGAACCACCUUGAGCCAAUGACUGUUAUAUUCCGUCCU